Ilex paraguariensis (yerba mate) is the source of this 1064-nucleotide messenger RNA. The record is from the annotation of a GenBank genome assembly. Lineage: Eukaryota; Viridiplantae; Streptophyta; Magnoliopsida; Aquifoliales; Aquifoliaceae.
ACUAGUCUUAGCUCCCAAGUUCCAACAAGCUACAGAAGAGAGAGAGAGAGAGAGAGAGAGUUAGAGUUGUACAGAGCGGAGGACAACGGACAACCUCGUCAUUUCGGAGAUUGAUCAUAACAUUUGGAAAAAUGGAGAGGAGUACACCGGUGAGAAAGCCUCACACUAGCACAGCAGAUCUGCUCACCUGGUCGGAAAUUCCGCCUGCGGAUUCGGCGGCCACCGGUUCCGCAGUUUCAGGUGCUCGUUCAUCGGCCCGUUCUCACCAGCCGUCGGAUGGGAUCAGUAAGGUGGUGUUUGGAGGUCAGGUCACAGAUGAAGAAGUUGAGAGCUUGAAUAAACGGAAGCCUUGUUCGGGUUAUAAGUUAAAGGAGAUAACUGGUAGUGGUAUUUUCGCAUCUGGUGGAGACAAUGAUGCACUAGAAUCUGAUAGUGCCAAUCUUACCCCCGCUAACAAAACCGGAUUACGCAUGUACCAGCAAGCAGUUGGUGGGAUCAGUCAGAUUUCAUUUGCUGAAGAAGAAACUGUUUCUCCUAAGAAGCCCACUACAUUGGCUGAGGUUGCAAAGCUUCGUGAGCUAAGUGGGACACUAGAGAGUGAGUCUGAGGCAAAGUUGAAGAAGCAAUUUUCUGAUGCUAAGUGCAAGGAACUCAGUGGGAAUGACAUUUUUGCGCCCCCUCCAGAAAUUCGACCUCGACCUUUGGCUGCUCGUGCGUUGGCAUUAAGAGAAAGCAUAACCAUUGGAGAACCUGCACCCCACAAUGUACACACAUCUGUCAAAGUCCCUAAUUCUUCUGGAGCUCAGAGUAAUGACAUGUUCAAUGAAGAACCUAUCGUCAAGACAGCAAAGAAGAUCCCGAACCAGAAAUUUGCUGAGCUGUCAGGAAAUGACAUUUUCAAGGGAGAUGCUCCUCCACAAUCUGCAGAGAAACCUCUCAGUUUGGCAAAGCUGCGAGAGAUGAGUGGCAGUAACAUCUUUGCUGAUGGAAAGGCAGAAUCUCGGGACUACCUUGGUGGGGUUCGCAAGCCCCCUGGUGGCGAGAGCAGCAUUGCCUUGGUGUAA